Messenger RNA from Papilio machaon (common yellow swallowtail), 1502 nucleotides. RefSeq lists its product as uncharacterized. Gene Ontology annotation, cellular component: nucleus. The transcript has 7 exons. Bases 1 to 1188 code for a protein of 395 amino acids. The record is from RefSeq and is a predicted model, not a curated record. Gene Ontology annotation, molecular function: DNA binding. Lineage: Eukaryota; Metazoa; Arthropoda; Insecta; Lepidoptera; Papilionidae. Gene Ontology annotation, biological process: regulation of transcription by RNA polymerase II.
AUGCAGGUGGGUGUGGGUCUGGAGCUGUGCCCGCCCGCGCCCGCCGCGCCCGCCGCCACGCCGGUGCACGCGCGCCGCACGCCGCACGACACGCCCGCCUCGCCGCGCUCACCGCACGCCGCUCACUGCUUCGAGACCCUCGAGCCCGCGCGCGCCCACACCGGGACAACACUCCUAGAUCGUCAUCUGAGGUUGAUCGCGGACGCCGCGGAGCCCGACCUGAUGCCUCUGCUGUCCGUCAAGGAUGAACCGCUUUCGGAGGGGGAGCAGCAGAUGCUGAGCGACGAGGCGAGCUCGUGUGGCGGUAGCAGCGAGGGCGCCGAGGCUCGCGGCGGGGACAGCCCGCCCGGCCCGCGCGCCUGGGGCCCGCGCGACAUGCAGCGCGCGCUGCAGGCCCUGCGCGACCGCCGCAUGACCCUCACCAAGGCUUCCGCGACGUACGGCAUCCCGUCGACGACGCUGUGGCAGCGCGCACGGCGGCUGGGCAUCGACACGCCGAAGCGGGAGGCGACAGCGCGCAGCUGGGGCGAGGCGGAGCUGCUGGCCGCGCUGGCCGCCCUGCGCGCCGGCACGCUCUCCGCCAACAAGGCCAGCAAGGCAUACGGCAUCCCGAGCAGCACGCUGUACAAGAUCGCGCGGCGCGAGGGCAUCAGACUGGCGGCGCCGUUCAACGCGGCACCGACGCGCUGGCGCCGCGGCGACCUGCAGCGCGCGCUCGCCGCCAUCCGCUGCGGCGCCGCGUCGGUGCAGCGCGCCGCCGCGCAGUACGGCAUCCCCUCCGGCACGCUGUACGGCCGCUGCAAGAGAGAGGGCAUCGAGUUGUCCCGCGCCAACCCCACGCCCUGGUCCGAGCACGCCAUGGGGGAGGCGCUGGAGGCCGUCAGAGUGGGUCAGAUGUCUAUAAACCAGGCGGCGAUCCACUACAACCUGCCGUACUCCUCGCUGUACGGCCGCUUCAAGCGCUGCAAGUAUCAGUCGCAGUGCCUACAGUACCAACAGUCGGACACACGGAACAAUUACGAAGCAGAUCAAGAGAUGCAGGCGAGGCAGGAGUCGCUGGCGCAGGAGCAGGUGGAGGUGCCGUACAGCCAGCUGGUGGGCGAGGCGCACGGCGUGCUGGCUCACUGGCAGGACUGCGCCCCCGGCCUGCUCCACGCGCACGGCUGCAGCGGACUCGCCUACAGUUGAGGACGACACUUAGCCCACGUAUUAUGAUAAUAGAGAGAGAUGUAAGCAGAGACAAAGUAAGUUGUCUUACAAAACCACUUCACUGGACACACUCGGUUUUUUUUGUACUUUUUACUUGAUGUAGUUAGUUAUUAAUUAGUAGUGCGAUGCCGAAAUCUUGGUGUUGACUUUUCACAUUACAUUAUUCCUAUCCGUCCACGUUUUUCACAUAUUAAGUUUUCUUAACAAUGUUUAAAGCUAGACCUAGACAAAACUAAUUAUAAAGUAUUCUACUGGUUUGCUAAUUCGUGUAAUGAUCGUCUCUCAUUGUAAUA